CAAAUGAGCGCUAACCGCAUCGUGACCAAGCAGACCGAGUGGCUAUAUGAAGCCGCGGCGGAAGGGGCGACCGAACGAGUGAAGCAGCUUCUGAACGACAAGAAUGCAGAUGUCAACUUUCACCAGCGUGCACAGUACGGGUCAACGCCAUUGAUUGCGGCCAUUGUGGGUGGGCACAUGGAGACUGCACAAGCGUUGCUGGAAGGAGGAGCGGAUAUUUCGGCCUUGCGCACCCCCGACGCCAAUAGUCCACUCCACGAAGCGUCCUUCCGCAAGAAUCCAGGCAUGGUGCGCCUUUUGCUUCAAUACAAAGAUCAGCACACGGAAGAAGACUUGAAUGACAAAGCGAAAGACCCUCGGCGAGCGACCGGGCAAUCGUCAUGGUCCAUGAUCAACGCCAAGAAUCAAUUCGGCAACACGCCGCUGCAUGCCGCUGCAAUGGCGGGGUGUGCGGCCACAGUGCACGUGCUUUUGGACAACGGGGCAACCGUCGACGAGCUGAACAACCAACAGUCGACCCCAUUGCACCAUGCAUGCUAUUGCAUCCAUGACAACACAGACGUCGUGUCAGCGUUAAUUCGCGCCGGGGCCAACGUGAACGCCCAAGACAAAAACCAUUCGACGCCGCUGAUCGUCGCCGCCAAGAAGAACCAAGUUGGCGCGGUAUCGCUGCUUCUCAAAGCAGGCGCGAACCCGGCCGUCAAGGACGAUUCGAACCGGAAUGCGUACGCUUCCGCGGCGCUCCGCAACCACGUGCGCGCGAUGGAACUAUUGGAAGGGUUGGCACCCAAGGAGGACCCGAUCGAGUCGCCGCGAACAAGCCGCGGCCCCCUUUCGAGCGAAAUCCAAGUCUAGUGCUUGCGUGUGUCGAAUACGUCAUUACUCGUCAUCGUCUGCAAA
Messenger RNA from Aphanomyces invadans, 900 nucleotides. RefSeq lists its product as hypothetical. NCBI's taxonomy places the organism in Eukaryota, Oomycota, Saprolegniomycetes, Saprolegniales, Verrucalvaceae. The record is from RefSeq and is a predicted model, not a curated record. The transcript is spliced from 6 exons. Gene Ontology annotation, molecular function: protein binding. Bases 4 to 855 code for a protein of 283 amino acids.